This is a messenger RNA of Aureobasidium pullulans EXF-150, 1077 nucleotides long. RefSeq names its product N-terminal nucleophile aminohydrolase. Bases 1 to 1077 code for a protein of 358 amino acids. The record is from RefSeq and is a predicted model, not a curated record. The transcript is spliced from 2 exons. NCBI's taxonomy places the organism in Eukaryota, Fungi, Ascomycota, Dothideomycetes, Dothideales, Saccotheciaceae.
AUGUGUCGGUUCAUGGUGUACAAGGGCAAGGAGCCCAUCCUUCUUUCCACUUUGAUUCUAGACCCAGCGCAUUCCAUCCUUACACAAUCCUACGACUCGCGACUCCGCCUAGACACACGACGACCUCACAAUGGCGACGGCUUUGGCGUUGGCUACUACACCCCUCCUUCGUUGCUCGCCCUGCUCGGCCCGGACCCGUGCAUCUUCACCUCGACCAUCCCUGCUUGGAACUGCACCAACCUGACGCGCUUGGCCAGCAAGACUGUCUCGCCCCUCAUCUUCGCCCACGUCCGCGCAAGUACCGAAGGCGCCCUCGCCGAGAGCAACUGCCACCCCUUCAGCCGCGGCUGCUUGAUGUUCAUGCACAACGGAGGAGUAGGAAGCUGGAACAGUGGUGUCAAGCGCAAGUUGGUCAGCGACGUUGGCGACCGCUGGUUCGGUGGUGUUACUGGCAGCACCGACUCUGAGUGGUGCUUUGCCCUGUUCCUCGACAGCCUUGAAAAAUUGGGCUACGAUCCGGACAACAACGAGGCUCAGACGAAUGGCUUCGGCCACAGCGUUCUGCGCAAGGCCAUCCUCAAGACCAUCGAGCGCAUCAACGGCUACAUCAAAGAGCUGCCCGAACACGUCAGAGAAGGCGACACGCGCAGUCUGCUCAACUUUGCCGUCACCGAUGGCAAGAGUGUUGUCUGCACGCGCUACGUCAGCAGCAAGACCGACGAGGCUGCCAGCCUGUUCUUCAGUUCAGGCACCAGCUGGAAGAAGCAGAACGGCCCUUCAGCCGAGAAGGCCGACUACACCAUGGAACGCCGUGACAGAGGCGCCGACAUUGUCCUUGUCGCCAGCGAACCCCUGACCUUCGAACGCGACAACUGGGUCACCGUCCCUACCAACAGUACCGUCACCAUCCACAACCAGACCGUCCUCAUCCAUCCCAUCAUCGACGACUUCUACAACCCAUCUCCUAGCUUCAAGCGCAGCUCCAAAUUCGCCGAGACAAAGGGACAGACCACCACUGAGAUGGCGAAAGCUUCGAUCGAUUCUGCCCCUGAGAAUCUUGUCCAAGCCGCGGCCUGA